AUGACCACUACUACUGAAUCUUUUGCCAAGUUAUGUAGUUCUGCUGUAACUGAUGAUGCUACUCCAAUUAAAUCAUUAGUAUUCAAGCCAAAAACUCCAAAAUCUGCAACUCCUAUUCCAAUUGUUGUUAUUGCUUUGCAAUCAACAACUACUCCAUCUUCAUUAAUUGCUCAAUUGACAGGCACUAAAGACCCAAGAUUAGCAAAAGAUGAUUUGAUUAAAACUUUCUUCGCAGCUCCAUCUGCAGGGGAAUUCAACUUGGGUCAUUUGUUGAAUAACUCUACUAGUGAAUAUCAUUUAUUAAUUGAUCAACACUUGGUUGACUUGAAAGAUUCAACUAUCUUGAAAUUAAACGGUAACUUAUUCAUUGAAAAAUCAAAAGCCAUUGAAUAUUUAAAUGAGCUUAAAGUAGCUAAGUUACAGUCCAACAUUGAUUUCACUACUGAAGUUAAACCACAAAACACCUCAAAACAACAACCAAAAGAUAAAAAGGAAAAGAAAGCUUUAGCUCCAUCAAAUGCUACUUUAGAAGAUGCCAAAUUAAUUGGUAUUACUGUUGAUAAAGCUUUAGACUUCCCAGGUUGGUAUCAACAAGUAUUAACUAAAGGUGAAAUGUUGGAUUAUUAUGAUGUUUCUGGUUGUUAUAUUCUACGACCAACUUCUUAUGCCAUUUGGGAAAACAUCCAAACGUACUUUGAUUCCAAGAUUAAAAAAAUGGGUGUUAGAAAUGCAUACUUCCCAAUGUUUGUAUCUUCCCGUGUCUUGGAAAAAGAAAAAGAUCAUAUUGAAGGGUUUGCCCCAGAAGUUGCUUGGGUAACAAAAGCCGGGUCUUCUGAUUUAGAAGAGCCAGUUGCUAUUAGACCAACAUCCGAAACAGUCAUUUAUCCUUAUUACGCUAAAUGGGUCCAAUCCCACAGAGAUUUGCCAUUAAGAUUGAACCAAUGGUGUUCUGUAGUUAGAUGGGAAUUUAAACAUCCACAACCAUUCCUAAGAACUAGAGAGUUUUUAUGGCAAGAAGGUCAUACUGCUUUCUUAAGUGAAGAAGAAGCUAAGGAAGAAGUCUUGGAAAUUUUACAUCAUUAUGCUAAUAUUUAUAAAGAAUUGUUAGCUGUUCCAGUUGUUCAAGGUAAAAAAACUGAAAAGGAAAAAUUUGCUGGUGCUUCUUUUACUACAACUGUCGAAGGUUACAUUCCACAAACUGGCCGUGGUAUUCAAGGUGGUACUUCUCAUCAUUUAGGUCAAAACUUUUCUAAGAUGUUCAACUUAUCAGUUGAAAACCCAUUGGGAUCUGAACAUCCAAAAGUUUUUGCUUACCAAAAUUCAUGGGGUCUUUCUACUCGUUCCAUUGGUGUCAUGGUUAUGGUUCAUUCAGAUAAUAAAGGUUUAGUAAUUCCACCAAGAGUUGCCGAAAAUCAAGCUGUUAUUAUCCCAGUGGGCAUCACAAAGAAGACUUCUAUCGAACAAAGAGAAUUAAUUCAUGAAUCAGCCAAAGAAAUUGAAGCUCAACUAAGAAAAAAUGAUAUCAGAGUCUUUGGUGAUUACAAUGACAAUUACACUCCAGGUUGGAAAUUCUCUCAAUAUGAAUUAAAAGGUAUCCCAUUACGUAUUGAGUUGGGUCCAAAAGACUUCGAAAAACAACAAGUUGUUGUUGUACGUAGAAACGAUUCUAAAAAAAUCAUUGUUCCAAUCAGCGAAUUAACUGAAACUUUACCAAAGAUUAUGGACGAUAUGCAUGAAGUUAUGUACCAAAAGGCAAAAGAUGCUUUUGAUACUCAUAGAGUUACUAUACAUGAUUGGAAAGAUUUUGUUCCAACUUUAAAUAAAAAGAAUGUUAUUGUUGCCCCAUGGUGUGGUGUCAUGGAAUGUGAAGAGGAUAUCAAAGAUUCUUCUGCUAGAAAAGAUGAUGGUGAAGAAUUUGAAGUAGAUGAAAAGGCUCCAUCAAUGGGUGCUAAGUCUUUAUGUAUUCCAUUUGAACAGCCAACAAUGAAGGAUGGUCAAAAGUGUAUCAAAUGUAACCGUAACGCUGUCAAUUAUUGUAUGUUUGGUCGUUCUUACUGA
This is a messenger RNA of Henningerozyma blattae CBS 6284, 2058 nucleotides long. Its product is annotated as proline--tRNA ligase. Bases 1 to 2058 code for a protein of 685 amino acids. The record is from RefSeq and is a predicted model, not a curated record. The transcript has a single exon. Gene Ontology annotation, molecular function: proline-tRNA ligase activity; ATP binding; aminoacyl-tRNA deacylase activity. NCBI's taxonomy places the organism in Eukaryota, Fungi, Ascomycota, Saccharomycetes, Saccharomycetales, Saccharomycetaceae. Gene Ontology annotation, cellular component: cytoplasm; aminoacyl-tRNA synthetase multienzyme complex. Gene Ontology annotation, biological process: prolyl-tRNA aminoacylation.